AGAGUUUGACAUAAGUAGACAAUGUGAACCCCAAGAAAAUGCCUAAAAUAGAAUUUAAAAACACAGCGUUAACGUUAGUGUAGUUGUUAUUAUAGGCCUGAACUUCAGUAUGUUUCAAAGAAACAGAAUUAAGUUGACAAGCGAAACUGUAUCAGAUAAUGAGUUAUGCGGAGAAACCAGAGGACGUAACAAAAGAGGAAUGGAUGGAUAAGAUCAACAACGUCCACAUUCAAAGAGCGGAUAUGAACAGGCUAAUUAUGAAUUACUUAGUGACAGAGGGCUUUAAGGAAGCUGCAGAGAAGUUUCGAUUGGAGUCUGGGAUUGAGCCUUGUGUAGAUUUGGACUCUCUUGAUGAACGGAUUAAGAUCAGAGAGAUGAUCCUGAAAGGGCAGAUCCAGGAUGCUAUUGCACUUCUUAACAACUUGCACCCAGAACUACUAGACACCAAUCGUUAUCUCUACUUUCACCUGCAGCAACAACACUUGAUAGAGCUCAUUCGUUUACGGGAGACUGAAGCGGCCCUUGAGUUUGCUCAGGCCCAGUUAGCAGAACAAGGCGAGGAGAGCCGAGAAUGCCUGACUGAAAUGGAAAGGACACUUGCGCUUCUGGCAUUUGACAACCCAGAGGAAUCCCCUUUUGGAGAUCUGCUCAAUAUGAUGCAAAGACAAAAGGUAUGGGGUGAAGUAAAUCAGUCAGUGUUAGAUUAUGAAAACAGAGAAUCCACUCCCAAACUCGCCAAACUCCUCAAGCUACUACUGUGGGCUCAAAAUGAGCUCGACCAAAAGAAAGUGAAGUACCCCAAAAUGACAGACCUCAGCAAAGGCACCAUUGAAGACCUGAAAUAAGGAACAUUCAUUGAACCACAGCAUUAGAGACUGGACUGCUCUUUACUUAAUUUAUAUGUCAACAAACUUGCUCAUCUAGUACAACCUUUUGUUUUGUAAGGGUUGCUUUUUGAUACUUUCAUAACUCACACUGUUUAGAUAAAUGGUAUUAACACACAUAUCCAUGUUUUUAACAUGUUGUUUUACAUUUAUGCAUUGAAAUAUUACUUUUGUAUUUCUCUAUAUUAGUUCCGGUACACUAUUUUUUUCUGUCUAGUGACAGAGAAAGUUGGAAAAAGGAAGUAUGAAUGAAGCCUAAAUUAGGCUGUCAUGCCUGACUGUUAUUGUGACUACUUGCAGUUUAGUUCAGUAAGCACCCACACUUAAACUCGGUCUUUGACAUAUUGCCACUGUUGUUGAUCUGCUGUUAUUUUUAUAGGUGUAAUACUAAUUUUUAUUUUGAAUUUGCUGUUGGAUAUCUUAGCAAGUUGAAGCUGGAUUUUGAAAACCUUUCACUGCAGCUUAAAAGCAACUUUCUUACUGUAAAAAUAUUUAUUGUUAAGAAAAACGUGAACAGAAGCUUGUACAACUCAAAUGUACAUAAACAGAAUUUUAAGAAACUUCACUUUUAGGACUUAAGCCUAGUAUAGGACUAUAUGAUCUGCUAUUUUUCUCCUGUCUUAUUUUGCAAUUAAAGCGAGUCAUAACAUGACAUAACUACCA
Molecule: messenger RNA, 1547 nt
Organism: Boleophthalmus pectinirostris (great blue-spotted mudskipper)
Lineage: Eukaryota; Metazoa; Chordata; Actinopteri; Gobiiformes; Gobiidae
Product: glucose-induced degradation protein 8-A homolog
Exons: 5
Coding region: 159-845 (228 amino acids)
Biological process (GO): proteasome-mediated ubiquitin-dependent protein catabolic process; positive regulation of canonical Wnt signaling pathway
Cellular component (GO): cytoplasm; nucleus
Molecular function (GO): protein binding
Source: RefSeq, a predicted model, not a curated record